GGUUGGAGAACUCGACUGGUCAAUAUGAAAGUCUUGUGUAUUCUUCUCCUUUGCCUCACGGCGGCUGCGGCCAUCCGUCUUGGAUUCAAACGUGGUAGACGAUACACAUAUGCGUACGAAGGAUGGGUUGCUCAGGGAAUCGCCGAAGCUCUCGAAAAGGAUUUGGCUGUAAAGAUCGCAGCAAAAGUUCACUUUGAUUACCUCUUGAGUGGCUUGGUUAGAUUGACGUUAGAGGAAGUAAAUCUGCUGAAAAUUGCGGACAAGGUUUUGUACAAUGAUCGACUCGAAACAAUCGUUGGCCGAGGAGAGCGUUUGGAAAAUGUGAAAACUGCUCUUGUCAAAGCAUGUUUAGGAUCACCAGUCAAGUUUCGAUUCAAACGCAAUUUGGUUGAAAAACAGAUUAUCACCGAACAUGGUGUCCCGGAAUGGUGUUUAAACAUUCAGAGAGCCAUUAUUAACCAGUUCUAUCUGCCGAUCAGGGAUAAUGUUCUGAGGUAUCAAAUCCGAAUAAAUGAGAUCUCUUGUCUUGGAAAGUGCCCAACACAUUACACGAUCAUACCUUUGAGGCGCUACUUCAAAUACAAAGUAAAACGAGCCAUUGGUCUUUCACGAUGUUUUUAUGUGCCAUAUAUCCUCCGUCUCAGCAUGCCCAAUACAGAUGCGUUCGUAAUACCAAAACACGGCCGGGGAACAGCGAAAAUGUUGAAUAACUUCGAAAGAAAGGCGGCGUACAUGGACUACGACCUAGCCGGGAACAUGAAGGAUGGUUUCAUCAUUUAUCAAGUUGUCAGCGAAAACGUGGCAGAGCUUACGUUGAACGGAGAUGAAUACCAGGCUGGAAAGAUUGUAGCAGCCCACUCAAAACAGACUUUGAAGCUUUUGGCCAAACACAGGCGAAUUCCACCACAGCCAAAAAAAAUCAAGGUUGAAGUGAAACGCAAAGGUUUGAUGUUUGUUAUGGAUUUGGCAGAAGAACGUAUGAAAACUCCAGGUGCCCAACAACGUAUUUACGAGAAGGUCAGUGCGUACAUCAGCGCCAUCGAGGAAAUGGUCACUGAUGAUACCCUUGCAGCCGAAACAGCGAUGAAGAUCACAAGACUGGUGUCCAAGCUCCGACACUGCACGCUCGUCACUUUGAGAAAAGUUGUCUUGGAUAUCGAAAAAAUCACAAAAGAAGACGUGAAACGUGUCCUGCUUGGCGCUUUGGCUCAAGUUGGAACUGAACCGGCCGGCAUUGCUCUCAGAGAAUGCGUCAUCCAAGGAAAAUUCAUCAAACAACUGCCUGAAAUUACAUUUGGUGUAGGAUGGGUCCGUGGUCUGAACACUGCUUUCAUGAAACACGUUGUGGCAAUAUGUCGCCAUCAACAUGUCGUGAAUGACGCCAAAGCUUGUCGUAACUGUUGGUUGAGCUUCGGUACCCUGGUCAAUCGGCUGAUGGUUCAAAUGAGGGCUGAUAAGAGAAUGCGUUUCAAUCCGCAGUUAAUUUUCUUCAAACAUCAGAUUGCUAAGGUCCUCAUAGAUGGCAUUCUACACCCUAUUGACGCCGAUGCAAAAGUCACAUUUGUAAAGGCGAUUGGAAAUGCUGGAUGGACGACAAUGGAUGUGUUCAAAGUCGUUCGACAUCUUAUCAUUUGCCCAACGACUCCACUACAUAUCAAAAUACAUGCUGUCUGGGCCGUUAGACAUAUGGUCAGAGUCGUACCAAUUCUUAUUCGUCGAACGCUGUUGCCUGUUCUCGCCAACCCACUGGUAGAUCCGGAAAUUCGGGCCUCGUGUUACAAGGUCUUAACGCGGGUUGACCUAAACUUAGCGACCUAUCAAAUAUUAGCUGGAGUGCUUGCGCGGGAAGCCAUCGCCCUUGGACCUCGCAGCAACCAAUUUGUUUCCUUCGUCGUCAGCGACCUGCGAACUUCGAUCAAUUAUGAUAACAUCGAUAGAGUCAAGGCAUCUCGUGCGAGACUACUGCUUCGUAUUAUUCCUCGUGCGAUAUACUUCAAUCUCCUCUCAUACUCCAAAGCAGUAAACCUCCCGAUUGAUGCAGGUAGUAACAUGGGUGUUGAGUUGCGACUACACAAUAUCAUUGGAGCACAGUCGUUCAUACCAAGACACAUUCACACAAAACUGAAGGUGAACAUGCCCGGUAUUUCAGCCGACUUCUUCGAGUUUGGAGUUCGUAUGCAAGGAAUCCAUGAUAUCCUUCAAACAGUGAUGGGACCUAAAGGGAACCGACAGAAGAGAUCCCUCGAUAUCCUUAAAUACAUCUUUGGAGAAAAGAAUGAGAAGGAAGAAGAAGUAGAACCGGAAAACUUGAAAUAUGCGAGGAAACUCCUACCCAGACUGGAAAGUUACAUCAAAUUUUACGGUUCGGAGGUCUAUUGGGGUAAGCUGGGUAAAACCGAUCUUAUCAACAUUAUUCAUGAUGCGCUGUUUGGUGGAAAAACUACCAAAGAAGGAGGUUGCAUAUUCAAGGCAGGCGAGAUCAGUUGCAAUAUGCCGUUCAUCAGAGCUCAUAUGGUUAGCGAGAAACGUUACAUUGUCCCAACACUCGUUGGCAUACCUCUGAAGUACUCAGCGAAGGUCGCUGCAGUCAUCAAGACGCGUGUUGUUGCGAAUGUAACUGGAACCAUCGCCAAACUCGAAGACAUAAAAGCGAGAGUCAUUAUUAAGCCAACGACCUCAUUCCACAUGCACAACAAAGUAGGAAUAUGGCUGCCAAUCUUCGAAACUAGCGUAAUUGUUAAACAUAAAAUGUUCUCGGAACCGAAUAUUGAUUUUGUUCUCUCAAUCACACCAAAUGGAUUCAAUUUAGAAGCACCGAUCACCACUGCCGCUCAAAAGCUUCUGGUAUUGAGGCCUCUCGUGAGAGGUUUAAUGCGCACAGAAGUCGUUGCUGGAGACAGCCAGUGGAGUGAGAUUGAUUUGAUGUUGAUGAAACGUGGAUUCGUUACAGUUCCGCAGAAAUGUCUUGGCGAGCAGUACUUGAACGUAAUGUUGUGCAAGCGAGGUUAUAUUGUCGAUCCAGAAUACCUUCGUUUGAAACUCCUACCAACCUUGCCGUAUUACUGGCUCAACACCUGGGAUGUUGUAAUAAAGAAGGAUACGGAAAAUGUCCCAAAGAAGUUAAUUAUUGGAUACACGACAAACACCAACGAUGAAAAAGAAUAUACCGCAAUGGGAAAAAUAAUGAUCGAAGGAAAGAGGGAUACAAAGGUGACAAUGAAUCCAAUUUGUGACAAGAAGAAAUUGACAUGUACUACGAAUUGGGUGUUCCAACACAAGAAAUGCCCCGCGGGCUGCAAGGCUACCACUAAAAUUGAUUACACACAGAAAAACAGAGUGGAGUUAAACACAGAAUAUGGCGGAGGCAAGGAAUUGAACAACGAGAUUUUGGUUCAGAAGCAAGGAAAAGUGUUACGCGUUGUCAACACAUGGAAUGAAUUGCCACAAUGGUUUCUGGAGUACCUUCGUUUAAACCGCGUCAGCAUCAUCACAUAUCUCCACCGUUACUUCGGUAUCGAGGAAGUCGAGAACACAGAAAAACGUUGCGACAUCCAAGUUGAUUUGGUCAACAAAUUUCUUGCCGACAUCUUCGUCAACACGACAACAAUGAAUCUUCGUCGUAUCAACCAGAAACUCCCGAUUGCCGUGGAAGAUUUCUAUAUCCAGAACAGACUUGAAACGAUGAUGAAACUCUAUGGACAUUGUAUGGUCAAAAACACGAAUUUUAUUAAGACCACAGACGGGGUGAUCGUUAAGGCGGAAAUACCAGGCCCCUGUCCGUUUGUCCUGGCAGAGGACGCCAGAGGAGAGGAAGUUAAAUGGCGAAUUAUGUUGAUGAAGACUACCGCGCGUAGACAGAUCUUGAUCAUUGAAAUUGGCGGCAUCAAAAUUGUUUUCGGAGCAGACAAGUCUGUGAAGGUCGAUGGAAAGGCAAUUACACUCAAAACUGGCGGGAAUGUAAUCGCAGGAGGAAAGGUGGUCAUGGUGAAAGAUCAGUUGUUCUUCCAAGCAAAUGCUGGUUUCCAAUGUGUGUUCGAUGGUACCAUCACGAUCAUCCUAUUCUCUCCAUGGUAUCAUAACCGUAUUCGAGGUAUUUGUGGUAACGACGAUGGUGAGCAAUGGACGGACUUCCAAACACGACGAGAAACCUUCAUGCCAGAAAGAAUGACCAGAGCAUUCCUGAGAGAAUGGGUUGUCGAGGGCACUAAAUGCCAGGAUCCUGUAUGCAAAUUGAAGGCAGAACAUAUCGAGGUGAAUACGACGUUGGUUCCAAGAGGCAAAGUCUGUUUCACGAAUGGUCGUUUCUUACAAUGCAUGGCUCAAUGUACGGCGGCGAAGACAAACGUACUUCGGGGGACCCCCUGCCACUGUUUCGACGCCGGCGAUCCAUUGGUCGAUAAGAUCAAGAGUGGUGACCUCGACGUUGGCCUGGAAACGAUGUCUGUCGACCUGUUCCGACCAGUAAUCGAGCACGUUGCUUGCCAGUGCAACUGUCAAUAAUAAACUGGGACCUUCUCUCCCCAAAGGACUUAAAUGCAUGGACUCACAUUAGUUUGAUCACCUCGUAAAUUUUCAUUAAUCAUCGAAAGAACUCAUUCUUUAUUCAAUUUUAUUCUAUUUUCAAGGACCUUUGUAAUUUGUUUUGUUUCUUUACUUUUUUUAUUGAAAAUGGCCGAUAGGAUUGGAUAUAAAUUUAGGUGAAAAUUAAAUAAAAUACAA
Dendronephthya gigantea is the source of this 4719-nucleotide messenger RNA. RefSeq names its product vitellogenin-2-like. The transcript is spliced from 26 exons. Gene Ontology annotation, biological process: lipid transport. The record is from RefSeq and is a predicted model, not a curated record. The coding region runs from base 25 to 4500 and encodes 1491 amino acids. Gene Ontology annotation, molecular function: lipid carrier activity. Lineage: Eukaryota; Metazoa; Cnidaria; Anthozoa; Malacalcyonacea; Nephtheidae.